Cotesia glomerata is the source of this 2718-nucleotide messenger RNA. RefSeq lists its product as uncharacterized. Gene Ontology annotation, biological process: DNA repair; telomere maintenance. The record is from RefSeq and is a predicted model, not a curated record. Gene Ontology annotation, molecular function: DNA helicase activity. The transcript is spliced from 5 exons. NCBI's taxonomy places the organism in Eukaryota, Metazoa, Arthropoda, Insecta, Hymenoptera, Braconidae. The coding region runs from base 1 to 2718 and encodes 905 amino acids.
AUGGGCGGUGAGGACUCCGGAAGCGCACUAGCCAAUCGGGUGGAUGCACGUUGUGGCUACAACACCCUUGAUUUAUUCUUUGCUAGACGCAUCGUCAGCGAGCUGGAUGCUCUAUUGAAUGAGCAUAAUGAAUUGUUGAAAAUAUUCAAAUCCCACAUGCACAAAUUAGUAAGCGAUAAUCACGCUAUUGUUAUCAAUCCUGAUAAAACACCAGCUGGAGAACACAUUCGUAGAUUCAAUGCACCUGUUGCUGACGACGUUGCUGGAAUCAAGGUUGGCGAUCGUACAGGAGCCGAAACAAACGAGAACUCUAGCUCGAAGGAUUAUUAUGCGUAUAGAUUGAUGAUAAGACGCGGGCUGGAUAACGUCAUUCUACGAUUUCGAGAGCUUUGUCAACAAUUCAUGGUCGACAUGUACGUGAAGAUAGAAGGCGAACGACUACGAUACUUACGAUAUAAUCAACUCAAGCUACGUGUGAAAGAGUACACUCACUUGCGAGACGCUAUUGUCAACAACGCCGACGCUGCCGAAAUUGGUAACUCUGUCAUUCUACCAUCAUCGUACGUAGGCAGUUCACGUCAUAUGCAAGAUUAUAUACAGGAUGCUCUGACUUUCGUGUGCGAAUAUGGGCGACCUUGUUUAUUUAUCACGUUCACAUGUAAUCCAAAAUGGCCAGAGAUUACAUCUUUGCUGUUGCCUGGCCAAAAUGCAAUACAUCGUCAUGACAUUACAGCACGUGUGUUUAGACAAAAGCUGAAGUCAUUAAUAAAUUUUAUUACUAAACCACAUGUAUUCGGUCCCACACGUUGCUGGCUGUAUUCGAUUGAGUGGCAAAAGCGAGCAUUACCUCAUGCCCAUAUUUUGGUAUGGUUAAUCGACAAAAUCCGUCCUGAAGAUAUAGAUAAUAUAAUUUCUGCAGAAAUUCCCGAUCCGUCUUCUGAUCAAUUGCUGUUUGAUAUUGUUACAGCAAACAUGGUUCAUGGCUCAUGCGGCACUUUUAAUCGUUCAUCACCUUGCAUGUCAGAUGAAAAAUGUACAAAAAAUUUCCCUAAAGAUUUCACUAACGAUACAAUCACAAAUGUCGACGGAUAUUCAAUAUAUUGUCGAAGGAAUCCAGAUAAUGGCGGACAAUCAUUUAUUAAAAACAUCAGCAACACAGACAUUGAUAUUGACAAUUCUUGGGUCGUGCCAUAUUCGCCCCUGCUGAGCAAAACAUACAAUGCUCAUAUUAAUGUUGAGUUCUGCAGUUCUGUGAAGAGCAUUAAAUACAUUUGCAAGUAUGUCCAUAAAGGCAGUGACAUGGCGGUGUUAAGAGUGGAAAAUACCAAUGUGAAUGCUCCUCCAGUAAAUAAAAACGAUGAAAUUACGCUCUGCCAAAUAGGUCGGUACAUCAGCUCCAAUGCAGCUGUUUGGCGUAUCUUUGGUUUUACAAUUCAUGAACGGGAUCCAGCAGUUGUUCAGUUAGCAGUUCAUCUUGAAAAUGGUCAACGUGUAUAUUUCACGAACGAGACAGCGAUUGAUCGUGCUAUAAAUCCACCAAAAACUACACUCACUGAAUUUUUUGAAUUGUGUAAUCGUGCGGAUGAUUUUGGUGCCUUUGCACCCCGAGCAGAGAUAUUGUGGGAUAAUCACAAAGAUUCAAUGACUGAUGAUAUAUUGCAUCAACAUCGUACACGGUGUAACGAUCUAGCGAUGAUAUUCAGCGACGAUAUUUACAAUGAAGCAUUGAUUGCUAUUGAGGAUCUUUGCAUUAUCAUUGCUAACUUACCACUCAGUCAUUUUGGUAAGAAUUCGCCAAAUCGAGGUGCAACUGAUUUAAUGAACACUGAAAUGAAUCGUGAAAUGCAGUACACCACUGUAGAAACGGCGGCGAUUGUUACUCGCAAUGUCCCACUAAUGAAUGAGGAACAAAGAACCAUUUACGACCGCAUUAUGCUCGCAGUUUCAGCAGGACAAGGUGGGUUCUUCUUUUUAGAUGCACCAGGUGGAAUUGGCAAGACAUUCCUUAUUUCGCUAAUUCUCGCAAAAAUACGAUCCAACAAUGGCAUCGCAUUGGCCGUUGCAUCAUCGGGCAUUGCGGCAACUUUAUUGGAUGAAGGCAGACCAGCUCAUUCAGUAUUUAAGCUACCACUAAAUAUUCAAAAUAACCCUGACGCAGUGUGCAACAUGAAAAAACAAUCGUCCAUAGCCACAGUGCUGAAACAGUUCCUUUCAGGUGACUUCAGACAAACAUUUCCCGUCAUUCCACGUUCAACAUACGCUGAUGAAAUCAACGCCUGCUUAAAAUCAUCGACGUGGCGUAGUAUUGAAAUAGUCCAGCUGAAAGUAAAUAUGCGCGUUCAAGUGCUUCAAGAUCCAUCCGCUGAAACAUUCUCAAAACAACUCUUAGAUAUCGGCGAUGGAAAAGUCACUAUAGCUGAAACUGGAUACAUAAAAUUAGCGAAUGAUUUCUGCACAAUCAUUGAUUUGCAAGAUGCUCUCAUUGAACAAAUAUUUCCCGAUGUACACACGAAUAACAUAAAUCUCGAGUGGCUUUCAGAAAGAGCAAUUUUUGAGUUUCGAAUUGUAAGUUUUGAGUUAUUGAGUUUUGAGGUUGCAGAGUAUGUGGGUAAAUCAGCGUUACCGAGGAGCGGGACUAUAAGUCACCCGGUUUCGUUUGAUGUAAGACGUUGGUCCAACCCUUUGAGACUUCCGGGUGGAAUGCCUAGGUCUGGUUGA